AUGUCUUCUCCGUUAGAUGAGCUCGCUGAUGUCUUCAUUACAUCACAAAGUCCUUUUAUGGGAGCUCAGAAGGGAAUUAAUGGACAGGAAGGACAGCAGAACCAGCAAAGCGUUGUAGGCGAAACACCAUGUGUGCUCGGGGGCGAGGAAACAGCGAUCAGUUCCUCCGCAGGUUUCGCCUACGCUUACUCGCCUGGCAAAACGUUCGGGCCAGCUUCGAGUGAUCCAACAGAUAUAGCGGCUGCUGCUUCUGCGCGAGAGGCCGAUGAUGCCUUCGGGGAUUGGACUUCUGCACCGCAAGUCACGCAUCCCAUACAGCAGCAAUGUCAGCAACAACAGCAGCAGCAGCAAAACAGCGUGACCUCGGGAGCGCAAGACUUUCGAGCAACAAACGUUUCACUCCAGUCGAGUGUCUCGGGGUCUUUUGCCGAGUUGCUGGAGCCCAACAUCAACAGCAACACCAGCACUUCAGGCGUCUUACAGCAAAGCCCACGUGUCCCGCUGGAUGAACAGGCACAACUGGGCGCUGCUCCUGAUCCCAGAGAUGCUACUCCUCGCGAUUGUGGUGACGCGUUUGUUGCGCUCGGUGCUGCUCCUCCGGGUAGUCUUGCUAGAGCUGCUUCCUUUGGUGUUGCUGCUGCGUCUGCAACAGCAACAGGCCCCCAUCCACGGGCCUCUCAAGAACAAUAUGUGGCUACCAGAUCGGAUCCAUCCGAAGCCCUAAAGGAAACCACAGCAGGCGCCGCAGGAAUCGCAGUGUCAGGUUCGCUGGGGCCAAGACCAGCGUCGGCAGCAGCAACAACGGAGCGCGGAGGAGUCGGAGGAAUGUCUGAGAGUGAAUACGUCCACCCUUAUUCCACGGGUUCAUCAAGCUCUGGGUUUUCGAAGCCUCGUUCGGCUGUUUCAGGAGUUCCUUCGCCUGCUUCAGGACAUCAAAGUUUGUCUUCAGACGCACUAGAAGCUCCAGUGGUCGGAGCGCCGGCUACAGCGGCUGCUCCAGUACCAGCCACGUUUCCUGCUUCGACGAAUUCCCCAGUUUUCACUGCUGGCGCUUCUACAACUUCGCCUCCAACCACUCUGAAUUUGGCAUCUGUGCAAGAUCGUGAAUCUUCUAAAAAAUGUGCAACUGAAUGUUUGCAGCCGAGUGGCCCAGCAACUAAGGCUGCAUAUGCGUCAGAAGAAGUCACGGGCUUUACCGGAGGAUCCAACGACUCAGCCCCUGAGGUGAGUACUUCAAGGGAUAUGACAGGAAAUAAGGCAGAGAUGAGUACAGCCGAUUUCGCAGUGACAACUGAUCAGGCAUGUGAGGCGGCACCAGCUCCGACAGCCACACCUGUCGGGAUAUCCGGGGAAUACCGAGACUGUGCACAUCUAGAAACAGAAGCCAGUGGUCCGCUGCCGUCGCCGCGAGCAGAAAAGGCAAAUGCAUCGGCGACAGCAACGGCAGCUGAUGCUGAAAGGUCAGCACAAGAGGCAGAAACAGCGGCAGCGCCUCAAACUGGGACAAUGUGUGAUUGGGAGGCGGUGGAGAAGCUGAGCCAGAAGUACCGCCAACUAAAGAAGCAGAAUGCGUUGCUAAAGGAGGCCCUGCGUCAGCAGCAGCAACAGCAGCAGCAAGGGCAGAAACAGCCCCAACAGCAGCAACAGCAACAAGAAGAGCCUCUAGGGCUCGUGAGCCAACUGCAGCAGCAGGUUGCUUUGGGGGAGUUUCGACAGCGCCAGUUGCUGGAUGACCUAGAUACUGCGCAGCGUGAAUUAAAAAGACAGCAGCAGCAACUGCAGCAGCAGCAGCAGCAACUGCAGCAACAACACCUGCUGUUACUGAAGACGGGAGCAGCGAACCCUUCAUCAGCAGGAGGCCCGGGAAGUAGUUGGGGGCUAUCAUUGCUUGGGGGUGGCAGCGCAGCAGCCAAAGAUGCCGAGCUGAAGGCUCUGCAGCAGCAAGUAGAGGUACUGGGCGAAGAGCUUCAGCUCAAGAUAGAAGAAAAUGAGCGACUGCAUCUGGAAGCCUUUGAGGAGAGGCAGCAACAGCAGCAACAGCAACAGCAGCUCGAAGCCACGAUACGGCUUUUGCAGCAACAGCAGGAGGCAGCGCAACAGCAGCAACAACAGCAAACCGCUGACUACGCAGAGCAACAGAGAGAGUAUGAGAGACUGCAGCAGCAGCAAGUGGAAAAGAUGAGGCAGCUCCAGCAGGAGCUCGAGAACGCACACACCCAGCAGCAACUAUUGCUAAGACAGGCAGUGGAAGACCGAGAGCAACUGCUGCUUCGGGAGCAGCAGCAACAACAAGAGCAGCAGCAGGCUGUUGCAUAUUACAGCACCCUCCUUGGCUGCGACUACUCACGGAUUCCACUGCUGCACUGCCUCGACCUUCCCUCAGGGGGGUGUGCCGCUGCUGCUGCUACCGCUGCUGCAGCACAGGAGGAACUGCUUCGGCUGAUUGUCGCCUCACUAGGAGAUUUACGGCACUUGCUGUUGUGCUGGGCAGCAGGUCUGGAGGUGUCGGCAGGAGCAACAGAUCAAGGCGGAGAGGGGCUCCCACCGUCAGAUGAAGAAGGCGCUUUGUCUGAUGCCGAUACACCCGCCAACCGCCUGCCCCACUCUCUUGGCCUUUCCUGGCGCGUCCGAACUGCAACUCGGCAGGCACGCCGAGCUGCCUUCGAUUCAGUGGCAUCCAUUACGGCUAUCUGUUCUUUGCUCGAACACGCGGCUGCUGCUGUUGCUGUCGCUAGUGCUGAGCCUCUGACCCGGCGGGCCAACAGCAACCUGGAUAUUUGUUCAGGCAAGAUACAGGAAGAAACAAGAAGGUUCGGCGUUGCUUUUUCGUGUUUCAUCUCCUUGACUCUCCUGGCAGUCUCUUUGCAGCACGACGCCCUCAAUGGCCCCCAGCAGCACCAGCGGCAGCAGCUAGAUGCAAAGCAUGGCGAACACCGCGGUAGUAACGUGGACCCGUUCAUGGCUUGUCUGGAAGACUUACAGAGAGAUGCUGCAGCGCUUAGCGCUGUCGCCGCUGCUGCAUUUGAAUAUAUGGGAGAGCAACCCAGCAGCAGCGGUGACGAUGGCACUGCAGCAUACACCGAUGCUCUCUCGGAGAAGCAUUUUCUGACCUUGACAGCUGUUCUUACUAAUUCAAAGUUAGAGCACGACGAGAAGAAGCUCCUUGUUGCUGAGAAGUGCCAGCAGCAACAAAACCAGAAUGGGGAUCUGCAGAGUCGGUUGCAGCAAGAGUUAAGGAUGCCCCCUCUUACCUUGUCGCCUUCUAAAUCAGUUCAUGCGCAGCAUCAGGGGAAGAAAGGGCGGCAGUUGGAUCUAUCAACGCUAUUUCCAUGGCGUGGUGGUUCGCCUUUAACUUUUCAACUGGAGCAAACGGAGGAGGAUGUACCACAUCAGUCUGAAUGCAGCAAAUGGCUGCACCAGUUAAGGAGUAACAGGGGCGCAGCGUCAGCUGGAAUUACCUUAUCUGAAUGGCGUGGAGCGGCAGAAGCAAAGAAAGAGCGACUGCUACAGCUUUUUUUUGAUCAGUUGAAGACGGUUUUGCAGACCUUCCGUAAUAUGGCUGUCUGUCUCUCUGGCCGCAUGCGUCGUCCCGCAGACCUAGUUGAUGGACAACUGCUACUGCUGUCCGGAGGCAUGCAAUGCCUCUCCAACAUUCGCGCCAUCCUCCUGAACUGUGGCCAGAAAAUUUCGACACGAGAUGCGAGGCAAGUCUUCAGCAAGCGCCAGGCGGCAGAAGCCGAAGUCGCCGCCGCUGCGGCUGAUGUACGUUUACUAGAGGAGCGCGUCGCCGAAGCAAACAAAGCCGCUUCUCAGCUGCGAGAAGCAAAAGUGGCCGUCGCGCUGCUCCAGGCUGAAGUUGCGAGGCUGAGGGGAGGCGCCUGUAGCGCCGCUACGAGCUUUACCACUGAAACAUCUCCUACAAGGAGCGGUAGCAGCCGCUGCUCCACGCAUCUUGAAGGUGGCGCAGGAGGGCUGCCUGUGCUUGCCGACGUUCCUGUCGCUGCAGAGUCUUCUGCAGCUGUUGCUUCUAAGGGAUCUAGUAGUCAAGGUGAUCCUGUUGUCAAGGGACUGGCGUUGCUGGCCGGCCCAACCACAGCAGAUGCAGCAGCUUUCAUAGCUAAGGAAGCAGAUUUGGCCAGCAUGGCUUUUGACGUCUCUGCUGAAGAGCAAAGAAGCGUGUAUGCGGAGGAGCUGCUGCUGUUACAGCAGAAACUGCACGCGGAAGCAGCAGCCCUCGCUGUACUCAGGAUGCAACUCAGCAGCGCCUUCAAGGCUGUUCAUGCGCUUGAGGACCAGCGUGCUGCCCUGCGCCAGCCUCUGCGUGAUGUCGCUACAGUAGGCAUGCAAUGCCUCUCCAACAUUCGCGCCAUCCUCCUGAACUGUGGCCAGAAAAUUUCGACACGAGAUGCGAGGCAAGUCUUCAGCAAGCGCCAGGCGGCAGAAGCCGAAGUCGCCGCCGCUGCGGCUGAUGUACGUUUACUAGAGGAGCGCGUCGCCGAAGCAAACAAAGCCGCUUCUCAGCUGCGAGAAGCAAAAGUGGCCGUCGCGCUGCUCCAGGCUGAAGUUGCGAGGCUGAGGGGAGGCGCCUGUAGCGCCGCUACGAGCUUUACCACUGAAACAUCUCCUACAAGGAGCGGUAGCAGCCGCUGCUCCACGCAUCUUGAAGGUGGCGCAGGAGGGCUGCCUGUGCUUGCCGACGUUCCUGUCGCUGCAGAGUCUUCUGCAGCUGUUGCUUCUAAGGGAUCUAGUAGUCAAGGUGAUCCUGUUGUCAAGGGACUGGCGUUGCUGGCCGGCCCAACCACAGCAGAUGCAGCAGCUUUCAUAGCUAAGGAAGCAGAUUUGGCCAGCAUGGCUUUUGACGUCUCUGCUGAAGAGCAAAGAAGCGUGUAUGCGGAGGAGCUGCUGCUGUUACAGCAGAAACUGCACGCGGAAGCAGCAGCCCUCGCUGUACUCAGGAUGCAACUCAGCAGCGCCUUCAAGGCUGUUCAUGCGCUUGAGGACCAGCGUGCUGCCCUGCGCCGUGAGCUUCGUCGCUCGAAGGAAGCAGGAGCGGCUGCAGCUGCUGCUGCUGUUGCUGCUGCAACAGAAACAGCAGCAAGCGCUCGCCUGGCAGAGGAAAACUACUCCCAACAGUUGCGGCUUUUGUCUCUCCACGUAGCCGAGACACAUGAGAAGAGCAAAGAGAAGCAGAAAGAGCUGGAGGAUCUUUUGAAACACAAAAUACUCUGCGGACGAUGCGGAGUUUGGAACCCCCUCAGUGACCUGCUGGUAGAAGGCCAGUCCUGGGGUUCUUGCGCGAUGUGUCGAGGCAGAGUGACUGAGCGCCCAUUCUGA
Eimeria tenella is the source of this 5334-nucleotide messenger RNA. RefSeq names its product Trichohyalin, putative. The transcript has 21 exons. Lineage: Eukaryota; Apicomplexa; Conoidasida; Eucoccidiorida; Eimeriidae. The record is from RefSeq and is a predicted model, not a curated record. Bases 1 to 5334 code for a protein of 1777 amino acids.